Messenger RNA from Dermatophagoides farinae (American house dust mite), 1113 nucleotides. RefSeq lists its product as uncharacterized. The record is from RefSeq and is a predicted model, not a curated record. Lineage: Eukaryota; Metazoa; Arthropoda; Arachnida; Sarcoptiformes; Pyroglyphidae.
CCGGUACAAUACAAUCAUCAUUGGUAUAUAUAAUAUUGAUGAGACGAUGCAUUCAAGGCCACCAAAACAACAUUGUUGCAUACAUGAUGAUGGUGGUAUUGAAUAAAUCGUUGUUCAUCAUCAUCAUCGAAAAAUAAAAUGAUUGGAUUAUAUGACGCAACGAGGCGCACACCAUCACACACGCAAAUUCGAGUUUUUUGUUUAUUAUUAUUUUAUUGUUUAUAUUGUUUAUAUGAUCGUUGAUAUGUUUUCAACACAGUCACACCACCAUCUUCACUCAAAACCGAUAUUUCAUUUUUUUUUUUUUUUUUUUUUUGUGGUAUUAAAUUGACAAUUCGGUAACUUAUAUAUGAUUCUAUGAUAUCACACAAGAACAACACAACAAGAAAUGUCGAUUCGUGGAAAUAUUAAAAAAGUUCUUUUUCCUCAUAUUGUCAAACAUAUUGUCAUCUCAUUAUGUGGUGCAUCGAUAUUUUUUAUCGGAUAUUUGAUGUUUGAUUUGAUAUCCACAUUGGUGGAUGAAAUUCAAAAUAGCCCUUCGAAUUCGUCCAAUAUGCAUGAUGGUGGCCAUAAAUCCGAUGAUCCAAUGACAACCGGAAAAGUACUAUACUAUUUCCGUAAUUUCUUUAUGCUUAUGUUAUUCGCCUUAAUGCAAUUAUUUGGUCUUGUUGGUGCAUUGAAACAGAAUCGAAACAUUUUGUCUACAUUUAUUUGCUGUCUAAUGGUUGCAUUUGUUAUGAUGGUUAUUGAUUAUCUAACCAAUACUGGUUAUCUGUCAUUGGGCAUAUUUUUUCUUAUUCAAGCAUCGUUUGCCUAUUUAUUGAUGAUUUUAAAUCAAUAUCGUGGUCAUCAAAUUUCGAAUAUACAUUAUAUACCAAUGCCUGAUGAAGAUGUUGGAUCUAUUGGACAUCGGCCAUCAAUUGUAUCAUCAGAUUCAAUGCGUUUUUGAACCACUCACACAUGUGAUAAAUAAUGGACUUAUUACGUUUAAAAUGUUGAUUACAUGAUUUUUUAUUUUAUUUUAUUUUUGAUUUGAUUUUGAUUUUAUUCAUCUUAAUGGCAAUAGAAUAAAAAUGUAUGAUAAACAUGUGAUAAUGGUUGUCAUAGUCAAAA